AUGACCACGGUACGAGAAGGAGCUCGCAUGGCGAGCUCAUUGGGGCGGAGGCAUGUGCCUCUGAGGACAGGUUUAGUUUGUGUGCAGCGCUUUGCCUCGACCGAGACAAAGAAGUCCUCCGCUCUCGCAGAUCUCGACAAUGCUUCGUCUUUUGCGACAGGUUCUCCUGACGAAGCGGCUAUCCAGGCCUUCAAUUCUAGAGAAAAAGCUGCAGAGGCGGGGAAAAAGCUUCCCGGCAAUAGAUACCAAUACCAUCCUCCCAAGUACUACCGUGGUCCUCUACACCCCGUUCAGGUGCCCAAGUCCUCCGAUCCGACAGCUCGAGACUUCGUUCCCGGUCCUUUCAGCUUUCCUCGAUUAAAGCACACAUACGAAAGCACGAUUGCGCCAGAUCUGAUCGCUAUGACAUAUCAGCAUACCCCACCAGGUUCAGAAGUUCCUGUUUCCAACAAGGGUAACUUGAGAGAAUGGGACGAGUCUUCGCCUUACCACAAGAACCGACCUCGCCGAGGACCUCGAGGUGGCGGCUCUUCAAGGCUAGGCUUAGUCGAGCGCCCAAUUGAAUGGCACAACGUACCUGAUAUCGAGGCUAUCACUAUCAACUCAUUCGCUCCCAUGGGCGCCCAGAACAAGGAGUACCUGCACGUGUGCCGUGCUGUUAUCCAAGCCAUCUCUGGUGCCUUCCCUGAGGUCACACGAGUCAAGCAUGGUGUCGUUCAGUGGGGUGUCAGAAAGGGUGACAAGACUGGCUGCAAAGUGACGCUUAAAGGUGCUCAAGCUUACGACUUCCUUGAUAAGCUCAUUACUCUGGUCCUGCCUAAGAUCAAGGACUGGCCUGGUAUUGAUGCUACUACUGGCGAUAGUGCAGGCAACCUGGCGUUCGGUAUGAAGCCUGACUGGAUGGCAUACUUUCCUGAAAUCGAGUUCAACUACGACAUGUACCCUGCACGACUGAUGCCUGGAUGCGAUAUAUUCAUCAAGACGACUGGUACAUCAGAUAGGCAAGGCCGUCUUCUUUUGGAGGCACUCGGCCUCCCCUUCUAUGGCAAAGCUAGGCACUAA
Fusarium musae is the source of this 1062-nucleotide messenger RNA. RefSeq lists its product as uncharacterized. The record is from RefSeq and is a predicted model, not a curated record. Gene Ontology annotation, molecular function: structural constituent of ribosome; RNA binding. Gene Ontology annotation, biological process: translation. Gene Ontology annotation, cellular component: cytosolic large ribosomal subunit; ribosome. Lineage: Eukaryota; Fungi; Ascomycota; Sordariomycetes; Hypocreales; Nectriaceae. The coding region runs from base 1 to 1062 and encodes 353 amino acids. The transcript is spliced from 3 exons.